CGUGAGAGUUCUGCAGCUUUCACCAGGCCUCAAACCAGAGCCAGCAAGUCCAUGGCUCCGAAUCACGGCUCUUGGACUUCAAGAUGAAGUUCUUUCCACCCCUCCUCACACUCCUCACACCCGCGCUCUCAAUCGCCCCGCCACCAGACUUCGAUCCCUCGCAUCCCCUCCCCGCAGUCGCGCAACAUCACUUCUAUUCUCAAUCCCUCUUCAAUUCACAAGAUGUACCCCGAUUAGUGAUGUACGUGCAAACAUUCACGACAAAAGACAAUAAACCUCUCUCCCUCCUACCUUUGCUGGAACAGCAUACCAGAGUCACACACAUUAUUCUUGCUUCGGUGCAUUUACAUGAGACUCCUGGCGAGAUAAGAUUGAAUGAUGACCCGUUCGAUGCGAGGAAAUUCGAGGAGGUGUGGAAGGAGGUUAAGAUUUUGCAGGGUGCGGGAAUAAAAGUGUCGAUUCUGCUUGGUGGGGCGGCAGCCGGGACCUACAAGAAUCUGAACGGGACUGACGACGAGUUUUACGCAUACUACCACCCCCUACUAAACCUCAUCAAGUCCUACAACCUCGACGGCCUAGAUAUUGACAUCGAAGAACCCGUCUCGCUCUCCGUGCCCCUGCGCCUCCUCAACGCCUUAUACCGGGACCUCGGCCCCUCCUUCCUGCUAACCAUGUCGCCCAUUGCCUCCGCGCUCCUCACCCCUUCCAUCUCCACCUUCUCUUCCUCCUCCGAAGACACCGAAAUCAACCUCUCAGGCUUCUCUUACUUCACCCUCGACUCCCUAGCCACGGUCCCGGGCUCAGAUACAAGAUUAAUAAAAUGGUUCAACGCCAUGUUCUACGGGCACUUCCCUAAGGGACCCCCGCAUUACGAAGAUGUGAUUGAGGCGGGCUGGGUGCCGGAGAGGGUUGUUAUGGGGGUGCUGGAUUACGCGAAUGACGGGCAGCCGAAUGCGUUUUUGACGAUUGAGAGGUUGAGGGAGGUGGUCGGCAUGUUGAAGGAUAAGUACGCGGGGAUGGGAGGGUUUGGAGGUAUUGCAGGGUGGGAAUACUUUGAUGCGGGGGCGAGUGAUGGGAAUAGUGAGGAUGGGAUGAGGGUCGAGAAUUGGGAGUGGGUGAGACGGGUGGGUGAGGUGCUGUUUGGGGGGUUUGGAAUGAAGAGUGAGUUAUAGGCGGCCGUAUCAAGUGUUUAAUUAUGAGCCCGCCUUUGAUUGUGUUUUGAAGGAGGCUUAAAUCUUGUCUCCUUUUUCAGCGGCUCGCGUGAGCAAGUGGGGAGGGAGCCAAGCUCACCGUUUCCUCGUUGGGCGAGCCCGCGGCGCGUCAGCGUGUGACCUACACUUUCCGGAACGAGUUUAGGUGCAUAAGCAUUACAAUGCAUUACAAUAUGCAGCCUCAAGUACCAUUGAAGCAUGACUAAAUUCGGGGAACAUAUAACUCCAG
Messenger RNA from Hyaloscypha bicolor E, 1440 nucleotides. RefSeq names its product glycoside hydrolase family 18 protein. The transcript has 2 exons. Gene Ontology annotation, biological process: carbohydrate metabolic process. Bases 84 to 1172 code for a protein of 362 amino acids. The record is from RefSeq and is a predicted model, not a curated record. Gene Ontology annotation, molecular function: hydrolase activity, hydrolyzing O-glycosyl compounds. Lineage: Eukaryota; Fungi; Ascomycota; Leotiomycetes; Helotiales; Hyaloscyphaceae.